Dromiciops gliroides (monito del monte) is the source of this 2056-nucleotide messenger RNA. It is a transcript of the gene SLC39A5, whose product is annotated as solute carrier family 39 member 5. Gene Ontology annotation, biological process: BMP signaling pathway; intracellular zinc ion homeostasis; zinc ion import across plasma membrane. NCBI's taxonomy places the organism in Eukaryota, Metazoa, Chordata, Mammalia, Microbiotheria, Microbiotheriidae. Gene Ontology annotation, molecular function: zinc ion transmembrane transporter activity. Gene Ontology annotation, cellular component: membrane. The transcript is spliced from 12 exons. The record is from RefSeq and is a predicted model, not a curated record. Bases 321 to 1925 code for a protein of 534 amino acids.
GGGGAAGGCAGGCCUGCCCCUUUAAGGUAGUGUCCCUCCCCCAAGCUUUCAGCUGCUGACCCUUGACACCCCCCACCCCUUUUGCUGAAAGUAAGAAGCCUGGGUCCUCUUGCCAUCAGGGUUCCUUACAUCUCUGCAGUGCUCAGCUGGAGGCUGAGGCCGGGCUUCCCCUCACAGGAGCUCCCCAAGAGAACCAGAUAGGGUCUAUGCCUGAAGACUGAUUGCCAGUGGUGGGUGUGCCUAGGUCCCAGGAUGCCCCAAGGGGACUAGAAGUCCAACACCUGAAACCUCGCCUGUGGUUUCCAUUCUCCUGCUCCACCAUGGGGCUCCCGUUGGCUGGACUGUGUAUUUGGGUGGCUAUAGGGUGGGUGGGGGCUUUGGACCCCUCCACAGGUGCUGCGGCUCCCCUGGGCCCUGCAGAACAGGAGCAGGGACAUUAUUUGGCACAGCUGUUUGGCUUGUAUGGAGAGAACGGAACCCUGAGUGUCGGUGGCCUUGCCAGGCUCCUUCAUAGCCUGGGCCUGGGUCGGGUUCAGGGACUUCGACUAGGACACUCGGGCCCCACAGUGGGGAGGGCUGGGCCCUCCCCUGGGGACAAUUUCACACACAGGCUAUUGGACCCUGGGCUGAGUGUGGAUGUCUGGGCAGGACUGCCCCUGGGACCCUCCGAGUGGAGAGAUCCAGAGAAGACAGGAGCCUCCCACAUGCCUCAGGGGCCACCAUCCUCUGGUCUUGACCUCUUUCACAGACUACUACUCCUGGACCACUCACUUUCUGACCAUCUUAAUGAAGACUGUCUAAAUGGCUCCCAGCUUCUCGUCAAUUUUGGCUUAAGCCCCGCUGCUCCCUUGACCCCUCGUCAGUUUGCCCUUCUGUGCCCAGCCCUGCUGUACCAGAUUGACAGCCGAGUCUGCAUCCAGGCCCCAGCUCCUGCCCCCCAAGGGGACUUACUGUCAGCCUUGGCGCACAGUGCCCUGGCUGUCCUGGUGCUCAGUGCUCUGGCUCCCUUCUCCAUACUACUGUUCCGACUCCUGGGGUCCUGGCUGCUGCGUCCUCUGCUGGGCUUCUUGGGGGCACUGGCUGUGGGCACACUUUGUGGAGAUGCUCUGCUGCACCUGCUGCCACACGCUCAGGGAGGACGUCAUGGGGGGGACCUAGGCCCUGGGUUGGCUGUGCUGGGAGGUCUCUUCCUACUCUUUGUCUUGGAGAAUCUGCUAGGGAUUUUUCAGCACGGUGGGCUACGAUCGAGAUGUUGUAAGCAGAUGAGAAGAGACCCUGAAGUGCAAGACCUAGAGAAUGGCAGGGGAACAGCUCUCCAACCCCUAAGGGAAGGCCCAGUGAUGGAAGGGCCACAGGAGCUGGGUGGUCAACCUUCCCCAGCCCUGCUCCCUCUGGGACACCAAGGCCACGGACAUAGCCACGGGCACCCAAGCAGUGGGAACACUCAAGUCACAUGGAUGGUCCUGCUGGGAGAUGGACUUCACAACUUCACUGAUGGGCUUGCCAUUGGUGCUGCCUUCUCUGAUGGUUUUCCCAGUGGCAUCAGCACUACCUUGGCUGUCUUCUGCCACGAGCUUCCCCAUGAAUUGGGUGAUUUCGCUAUGCUGCUCCAGGCUGGGCUGCCCUACAAAAGGCUUCUGCUGUUAAGCUUGGUGUCAGGGGCCCUGGGGCUGGGAGGUGCAGCCCUGGGAGUGGGUCUCAGCCAGGGCCCUGCCCCAUUCACUCCCUGGGUUUUCGGGAUUACUGCUGGGGUCUUCCUUUAUGUGGCGCUUGUGGAUAUGCUACCCACCCUGCUUCAUCCCCCAGACCCCCUGCCUACAUCCCACAUCCUGCUGCAGGGGCUGGGCCUGCUGCUGGGGGCAUGCCUCAUGCUGACUAUUGCCCUGUUUGAGGAGCAGCUGCUUCCCCUGCCCUUGGACGGCUGAAGUGGAGUCACAGAAGGAAGGGGUCACGGCUCCUCUCCCCUGCCCACCGCCCCCCCUCCAUCCCAGGAACAGAGGCCGGACACAGGGCCAAUAGGAGCAAUAGGACUUUAAUAAACAGAACCCAUCCCAAA